GGUUAGUAACCUUUUUUUCCAUCGAGUGCCCUUUCGUCCUCAGAAAAAAGUACAAAAAAGCAAAUCGGAUUAUAAAAAUGUCUCCUUUAACGCAUAUGUGCGAUAGCCUUAAAGUUGGUGUCAACGCUCUUCUUCUUCUUACACAUUCUGUGUUGAAUCUGAAUCUUGUGCAGGCGUGUGUUGUUGUUGUUGUCUGAAUGGCUCUUGUCCAGCGAAUUCCCAAUUUCACAUCCAAUUUCAGAAAUUGGAGGACCAAUUCGACAAACCCUGUCCCCAUUUCUUCUCUCCAUUACAAAACCCAAACCACUGUAUCAUCAUCUUCUUCUUCGUCGCCCUUCACAGAGAAACACUCCGUUGAGAGAUACCAGAGGGAUCAAUGGCUGUACAAGGCAUCGACUCCGUCUCCAUCUCCAUCGUCGAAUCAAGAAGAUGAAGUCUUUGUUAGGGAAAACGACAUCGCAUCGCAGCUUCCGGAGCUGAAGAAGCUCUUGGAGGUUCUGAAGGAGAAGAGAGAGAAAGGAUGCAGAGGCGGUGAUUGCGGACCAGGAGAUGUGUAUCUUGUCGGGACAGGACCAGGAGAUCCUGAGCUUCUGACACUUAAAGCCGUCAGAGUCAUUCAAAGCGCCGAUCUUUUGCUUUACGACAGGCUUGUCUCCAAUGAUGUCUUGGAGUUGGUCGCUCCUGAUGCUAGGCUUCUCUACGUCGGCAAAACUGCUGGUUAUCACAGCAGAACUCAGGAGGAGAUACAUGAGCUACUCCUAAGUUUUGCUGAAGCUGGUGCUACUGUUGUUAGGCUUAAAGGUGGAGAUCCUUUGGUCUUUGGACGUGGCGGUGAAGAAAUGGACUUUCUGCAACAGCAAGGGAUUCGAGUUCAAGUUAUCCCAGGGAUCACUGCUGCGUCAGGGAUAGCAGCAGAGCUCGGGAUUCCAUUAACGCAUCGAGGCGUUGCUACGAGUGUGAGGUUCCUCACGGGACACUCAAGGAAAGGAGGAACAGAUCCUCUGUUUGUUGCGGAGAAUGCAGCUGAUCCUGAUACAACGCUUGUUGUCUAUAUGGGUUUAGGAACUUUACCUUCUCUCGCGCAGAAACUGAUGGACCAUGGUCUACCUUGUGAUAUGCCUGCUGUUGCGGUCGAACGUGGAACCACGACUCUACAGCGUACUGUUUUUGCUGAGCUUGGAGAUUUUGCAGCUGAGAUUCAAUCGGCUGGAUUGGUUUCACCAACGCUUAUCAUCAUUGGGAAAGUUGUGGAGCUCUCGCCUUUGUGGCCACAUUGCACGAAAGAAUCAUCAUGCCUUGUAGAGACGACCCCAUAGAUUUGUAGGAGCUAUGGAACUUUGAAGGUUGAGAGAUAUUUUCUUCUGUCAAGUGUCAAAGUGUUGCUGUUAUUCGAUUAUUUUUGGACAAUGCCAAUGUUGAUUGUAAUAAACAAGCUUCAUGUAGAGCCAAAUGUUUGAGGUGAAGUUUAUAGAAAGCAGUUAAAAAGCUAUUUCUUUUUUACUACAUAAAGUUAAUUGGCUUCUCUUGUCUUUUUGAUAUUGUGACAAGAAAGACUUGACAACAAAAC
Thlaspi arvense is the source of this 1567-nucleotide messenger RNA. The record is from the annotation of a GenBank genome assembly. NCBI's taxonomy places the organism in Eukaryota, Viridiplantae, Streptophyta, Magnoliopsida, Brassicales, Brassicaceae.